This is a messenger RNA of Xiphophorus hellerii (green swordtail), 7602 nucleotides long. RefSeq lists its product as uncharacterized. Gene Ontology annotation, biological process: DNA integration. The coding region runs from base 942 to 7046 and encodes 2034 amino acids. Gene Ontology annotation, molecular function: nucleic acid binding. The record is from RefSeq and is a predicted model, not a curated record. NCBI's taxonomy places the organism in Eukaryota, Metazoa, Chordata, Actinopteri, Cyprinodontiformes, Poeciliidae. The transcript has 2 exons.
CGGCGCCGAUAUUUGACAAUCAAGGCCGCUGUAAGUGUCAAUAAAAUAGUUUAUUUCUUGAAAAAAUGUAUGUUUAUUUCUAAAAGAUAGAAUAAUGUAUUUUAAGUUGUUUGGUUCACGUUUUAAGAUUUGUGUUAAAUGAUUGUAUUUUAUUUCGUGUCAAAUUAUUUUUGUCAAAAGUUAUCGCGAGAUUUGUGUACAUGUGUGAGGCUGCGAGACUUAAAUAACCAUAGAAGAAGCAGAAGCCUGGAACAGAGCUACGUGUAGCAGCCUAGUGUCCUGUAGUCAUCAAGGUAUUUUGUAGUUAUGUUUGUAAUGUUUUGUGAAUUUAUUGUUUAUGGUGUUUUAAUUACUUAAUAUUUUGGUUUAGAGUGAACAACGACGAAUCAUUCUGUUAAAGACCUCCGAAGUGGCAGGCGGCCACGAGUUUUCACGGCAUUUAAUAAAGAGCCCGUCUUAAGAAAGCCGUGCCAGAGUUGUCACUUUGGAGCUUCAGUGAAAACUCGCCCAGCCAGCGCCGGUAAGAAGCUCGUUAAGAAGACGGCAGCUGCAGUGAGUGACGGUACCGUGGUGUAACACAAGAGGGCGCCAUUUGAAAAGCUCACCGUUCACAAGAAGUCAAGCACAGCAGCAACAACCUUGUACAACUGAAGUAAGGUGGAAAUUAAGAAAGGACAGUGUUAAGAGUAAAAUAAGAGUGGUUUAAGUGAAGUUUAAAGCCACAAUAAGUUUCUAUAACAUUUGUCAAAAGGUUACUUAUUUUCUACUGAACUUCGAAGUGAUGUGUUGUUGUUAAGAAAAGAGUGUUGUGUAUUAAGAGUGAAGCUCAUUACAGGUACAGUAAUAUAAAAAGUAAUAUUCAAGUCACAUAAGUUAGAAUUUGUAAGGAGUGUUUUGCAAUUUAAAUAGAGCAUUGAGUGACAUUUAACCAGACUUAUAAGAUGACUGACAAAGAUCAUAAAGAGCUCUAUGCUGUAUCAUGUACUGAAGUGGAGGAAAAUGAUACUGAGCAAAUCUCAGAACCACAGACUGUUCGAAGAAGUGAAAGAGUUAGAACAUUAACUGAAAAAGGUAAAGAACUUCAAGAGGAGAAACUUAAAACGCUUCAACACAGAUAUGCAGUUGGUUUUGAAAAAUGGAGAUAUGAAGCAAGACUGAGCAAAGUAAAACUAAGAAAAGAAGCUUCAGACAGUGAAUUAAAGGAGCUGAUUAACAAUGUAAACAUCACCUGCAGAGAUAUGCAAACCAUUUAUGAAGAAAUACGACAAAUGCAAACUCCUGAUGCAGAUGCAAGGCGCAAAGUAGAUGCAUGUACAUCACUUUCUGCAUUUAUUGUCAGAAGAGCUGAGAAACAACUGCAAGGACACUUUGCAGAAGGCGACGAAGAGCCAUGGCCAGAUUUUGGGUCAUGCUUAGGAUCUGAAAGUACGACAUCAAGGUCAAAAUCCAGAAGGUCUAAAAGUAGCUCAGAAAGCUCACAAACAACCAAGAGACUGGAAGCAGAGGCUGAGGCAGCUGCAUCACAAGAAAUAUUAGCAGUUAUGGAAGAGCAAGAAAAGGAAACAAUUGAGUUACAAAAACUGGAACGUGAGAAUUUGGAAAGGCAGCAAGCAAUGGAAGAGCAGCGAAGAAAGAUUAAACGCUUGGAAGAAGUUAAAAAAUUUAAUGCUGCAAAAGCACGAGCAAAGGUUUAUGAUGAAGUUGAAAGUAUUUCUGCAAGUCAGAGUUCAUCACAGAGCAUUAAAGCAGAAAGUGAAAUCCAAGCAAUCCCUGUCAGAGCACACAGUUCUUCUCCAGCUCUAAAUGCUACUCAGUUCCAUAAUGCUACAAUUGUUGGAUCUGUGCCACAUAUUCCUACAGUAAUAAACCAAACUCAACAAAGUCCUGGUGAACAACCUAAGGCCACCAUAAGCCAAACACUUAAAGCAUCAAGUCCACCAUUCACCCCUCAAGCCACACAGGUUCCCUCUGUUGCAGCUCAACAACAGUCAAAUUACGAGCUAGUUGGAAUACUAGCAGAAGCAAUAAGUGCUAAUCGUCUUCCAACUCCUGAACCGACAUUGUUCACUGGUGAUCCUUUAAAGUUCAAAGAUUGGCAGUUGUCAUUUGAAACCCUGAUAGAAAGGAAAAACAUUCCAAAGAAUGAGAGACUCUAUUAUCUCAGAAAGUAUCUUGGUGGACCCGCGAAGAGAGCAGUGGAAGGUUUUCUUCUAGUGGGGACAGAUGAAGCAUAUGACUCAGCUUGGAAAGUGCUGGAAAAACGUUUUGGAGAUCUAUUCACCAUAGGAAAAUGCUUCAGAGAUAAGCUUCACAGUUGGCCUAAAAUAAACCCUAAGGAUGGAAGUGAGUUGAGAGAAUUUGCUGACUUCCUGAAGAAUUGUGAAGCUGCAAUGUUGCACAUAAGGUCAUUGGAGGUUCUCAAUGAUUGUAUGGAAAUCCAGAAACUCUUGCUAAAACUUCCAGAUUGGUUGACCACAAGAUGGAACCGGACAGCCAUGAAAAUAAGAAGAGCUAGUGAUGGAGAAUAUCCAUCUUUUCAUGUGUUUGCUGAUUUUGUAUCCACUGAAGCAGACUUAGCAUGUGAUCCCAUAGCAUCAAUGCAAGCUCUUAAAGGUUUGGAAAUAAGUAAACCCAAACAAUUACGCAACCAAGUCAUCCAAGCAAAAACACUAACAACAAACUCAAAUCACACAAAUACUGUAACCUGUCUUUUCUGCAAAAGAAAUGGUCACCCACUUGAUAAAUGUUUCAAAUUUAAAGAAACCCCACUCCAAGACCGUAUCAAGUUUGCACAAGCGGAAAGGCUGUGUUUUGGAUGUUUAAAGAGAGGACAUCAUUCCAAGAAGUGUGACAAAAGGAGCACAUGUGAAAAAUGUCAAAAGAGACAUCCAACAUGUCUGCACGAUGACACAUUCAUUGAGCGUAAAAAGGUAAUACCUGCAGUGACUGAAAAGUCUCAAGACAAGGACGAAGCUGACGCUAAAGAAGGAGACAAACCAACGGUUGCGAUCUCUAACAGAGUAACUCAAGCAACUUCAAGCACAUUGACAUCCUCUAUACUACCUGUAUGGGUUUCAUCAAAGAAUGACCCAGACAGAGAGGUUUUAGUUUAUGCACUCCUUGAUUCACAGAGUGAUACAUCCUUCAUCUUGGAUGAAGUGGCCCAAGAUUUUGACACAAAUAAAAGUAAAGUUAAUCUGCGCUUGUCAACUAUGUCUACCAAGUCAACAGUUAUACCAUGUGACAAGCUGGUAAACCUUCAAGUUAGAGGAUAUAAGGAUGAAAAGAAAAUUACAUUGCCACCGGUCUAUACAAGAGAGUUUAUCCCUGUCAACAGAUCACAUAUCCCAACGUCUGAAACUGCCUUAAAGUGGCCUCAUCUGGAAAAGCUGGCAGAUAAGUUACCUCCACUGCUUGAAUGCAAAGUUGGUCUACUUAUCGGCUAUAACUGUCAACAAGCUCUCCUACCACGUGAAGUUCUUGCAGGCAAAGAGAACCAACCUUACGCACAGUUAACUGAUCUCGGCUGGAGCAUAGUUGGUUGUUCGUCUCAAGUUCAAAAUCACAAUGAUAUCAUCGGUACAAGUCACAGAAUCAUUGUUCGUGAAGUAUUUCCUGUUUCACAACCAGCAGUUGAAUUCAAGCAACAAGUGCAUUUUGUAUGCAGAACUCAAAUAAAGGAAGUCAGUCCAACUGAUGUGAUUAAGGCUUUGGAAUCCGAUUUCUCUGAACAUGCAACAGAUGACAAUCCAGUUUCACAGGAAGACAUUUUGUUCAUGUCAAAGGUGACCAAAGGCAUAAAACAGAAGAAAGAUGGUCAUUACGAACUUCCGUUACCAUUCAAAACAGACAAUCCGAAUCUCCCAAAUAACAAGCAAAGUGCUGAACACAGAUUGUCUUCAUUGGAACGUCGACUCAAAAGGGAUGAGAAAUACUAUAAAGAUUAUGUCAAGUUCAUGAAUGAUAUUAUAACUCGCGGAGAUGCAGAAAAGGUGCCAGAACAAGAGCUGGACAACAAGACAGCAUGGUACAUCCCGCACCAUGGGGUUUACCACCCCCACAAACCUGAGAAAAUACGUGUGGUUUUUGAUUGUUCUGCACGCUUCCAGGGAACAUCUCUAAACGAUCAUCUUUUGACUGGACCGGAUCUCACCAACACACUGGUCGGAGUGUUAUGCCGAUUUAGAAAGGGCCCCAUCGCCAUUAUGUGUGAUGUGGAAAGAAUGUUCCACCAAUUCCACGUCAUUAAGGAACAUCAAGAUUAUUUAAGAUUUCUUUGGUGGGACAAAGGUGAUUUGAACUCCGAACCUUCAGUUUACAGGAUGAAAGUACAUCUUUUUGGAGCAGCCUCAUCUCCUGGAUGUUGUAAUUUUGGACUCAAACACAUUGCAUCGCAAGGUAAAAACAAGUUCAGCAAAGAGACUGUUGAGUUCAUCCAAAGAGGUUUUUACGUCGACGAUGGACUUGCUAGUGUAACAUCAACAGCCAAAGCUAUACAGCUGGUCAAAGAGUCAAGGGAACUUUGCAAAACAGGCAAACUACAUCUGCAUAAGUUUGUAUCAAACAAUAAAGAAGUGCUUGCAACAAUUCCCCAAGAAGAACAAGCUCAGUCCAAAGAUCAGAACAUGGCUUUUGGAGAACUCCACAUUGAACGUGCACUUGGAGUACAAUGGUGCGUAGAAGCAGACGAAUUCCAGUUCAGAGUUCAAGUUAAAGAGCACCCAUUGACCAGAAGAGGGGUACUCUCGACUGUCGCUUCCAUCUAUGACCCUCUUGGGUUCGUCGCCCCAUUCACAUUGAUUGGAAAGCAAAUACUCCAAACAUUAUGUAAAAACAAGGUUAACUGGGAUGAUGAUCUUCCAGACCACAUUCUACCACGAUGGGAAGCAUGGUUGAGAGACCUGCCUAAGCUGGCAGCUCUGAAGAUCUCACGAAGCUACUCACAAGACAUCAACAUCAUACAGUAUGAAUUGCAUAACUUCUCGGAUGCGAGCCUCGACGGUUAUGGCGCAUGUUCAUACCUUAGAGCAAUAAGCAAGGAAGGACAGAUAAGCUGUUCACUCAUCAUGGGAAAAGCAAGAGUUACACCCAUCAAACAAAUGACCAUUCCAAGACUUGAACUGUCGUCGGCUGUAACUUCAGUCCGCAACGCGGAUGUAAUCAAACAAGAACUGGAAAUUGAAAAUCUACUAGAAUAUUAUUGGACAGAUUCACAAGUCGUACUGGCAUAUAUAAGCAAUGACGCUAAAAGAUUUCACACAUUCGUUGCCAAUCGGAUUCAACGAAUAAGACACAGUACGAGUCCUGACAAAUGGCAGCAUGUCUGCUCAGAAGAAAAUCCGGCUGAUCAGGCCUCAAGGGGUCUAACCGCUGCACAACUGAAAGAAUCAAACUGGUUGAAGGGUCCAGAUUUCCUUUGGAGAAAGGAUCUUCCAAUCAAAAGGGAAAUGGUGGGAGAAGUUGAAGAGACAGAUCCUGAACUUCGUGCAGGUCAUGCACACACCGUGCAGUCAAAAGAAGUGAACCCUGUUCUAGAGCGUCUAAAGAAGUUCUCUGAUUGGUCGAGAGCUGUAAAGGCUAUUGCCAGACUCAAACGAUGCAUAAAAGAGUUUAAAGGUGUUCAAGAAAGAACAAACAAAGCAACAGAUCUUGAAGAAAGAAGAGACACAGAAGUGUUCAUUAUCAAGCUAGUGCAAAGAGAAGCUUUCACUGAGGAAAUACAGAAAAUCAGAUCACAGAAGGAAAAUUCUCUGCACAAGCAUAACAGACUAAAGCAGCUAAAUGCUUUCUUGGACAAAUCCGAUGUUCUCAGGGUGGGAGGAAGAUUGUCUCAAUCAGCCUUGCAUCAUCAUGUCAAACAUCCCGCAAUUCUUCCCAAGGAGUCCCAUGUAUCAGCCCUCAUCGUCAAACACUAUCAUGAACGUGUACAUCACCAAGGAAGAGGCAUGACCAUAAAUGAAUUGCGUGCAAAUGGCAUAUGGAUUCUAGGAUGUGGAAGUAUGGUCUCUUCACACAUUUACCACUGUGUUAAAUGUAGAAGAUAUAGAAAGGCCACAAAUGUCCAACAGAUGGCAGAGUUACCAGAAGUAAGAACAAAAACAGCACCUCCUUUUACAUAUUGUGGUGUCGACUGUUUUGGCCCAUUCAUGGUAAAGGAAGGAAGAAAGGAAGUCAAAAGAUAUGGAUUAUUGUUCACCUGCUUAUGUUCACGAGCUGUGCAUAUUGAAACACUUGAUGACUUAUCAACUGAUGCUUUCAUGAGCGCUCUUCGGGUUCUGAUCGCCAUAAGAGGUCCUGUUCGACAAUUAAGAUGUGACCAAGGGACGAAUUUUGUGGGAGCCAGAAGAGAGUUUUUGGAGCUAAUGAAGGAUAUGGACCAAGAACCACAAAAAGCUAUUGGUUGCGAGUUUGUGAUGAACGUUCCAUCAGCUAGCCACAUGGGAGGCAUCUGGGAACGCCAAAUUCGGACAGUACGAAGCGUACUAACAGCAAUGUUAGAUAAAUUCUCAAACAGACUUGAUACAACUAGUCUAAGAACACUUCUUUACGAGACAAUGGCCAUCAUUAACAGCAGACCCUUAAGUGUAGAGUAUCUUAAUGAUCCCUUGGGUCCAGAGCCAUUAACUCCCAAUCACAUAUUAACGAUGAAGUCUUCAGUUAUUCUUCCCCCUCCAGGACAGUUUUGCAGAGAGGAUUUGUACUUGAACAAAAGAUGGAGAAGAGUACAAUUUCUAGCAAACGAGUUUUGGCAAAGAUGGAAACGAGAAUAUCUGCUAAAUCUCCAACAGCGACAGAAAUGGCAGAAGGUUUCACGGAACCUGCACAUUAAUGACAUUGUGAUCCUACAAGAUGACAAUGCUCCAAGAUGUAAAUGGAAACUAGCUUUAGUUGUAGAGGCUCUAGAAAGCCCAGAUGGCAAGGUUCGAAAGGUGAAACUAAAGACAAGUGAAACGACAUUUGACAAAGGAAAACCACUGACAAGGUUGAUAUAUUUAGAAAGACCUAUUCACAAGGUAGUGACAUUACUUGAGUCUAAUACAGAGUAAAACGGACUCUACUGUUGACACUCAUUGGAAAAUCACAUUGAGAACCAAUUAGUGAUUUUGGUGGGAGUGUAAGUGUCAAUAAAAUAGUUUAUUUCUUGAAAAAAUGUAUGUUUAUUUCUAAAAGAUAGAAUAAUGUAUUUUAAGUUGUUUGGUUCACGUUUUAAGAUUUGUGUUAAAUGAUUGUAUUUUAUUUCGUGUCAAAUUAUUUUUGUCAAAAGUUAUCGCGAGAUUUGUGUACAUGUGUGAGGCUGCGAGACUUAAAUAACCAUAGAAGAAGCAGAAGCCUGGAACAGAGCUACGUGUAGCAGCCUAGUGUCCUGUAGUCAUCAAGGUAUUUUGUAGUUAUGUUUGUAAUGUUUUGUGAAUUUAUUGUUUAUGGUGUUUUAAUUACUUAAUAUUUUGGUUUAGAGUGAACAACGACGAAUCAUUCUGUUAAAGACCUCCGAAGUGGCAGGCGGCCACGAGGUAACUUUUUGUUAAAGCACGCGUCACCUGUCUGUUUGUAAAUGUAUCUAUGUCUAAAGCUUUGUCUUUUAUUUCUGUAGUUUUCACGGCA